AUUCUCACUUGAGUGUUUAGAAUUAUUUUGCAUUGUUAUGUAAGUCACCAGAGAACAGAAAGAAUACGACUUAAUUUGUGAGACGAAAAUCUUGGGCUGUCUGGCUCAAUACGGAGGCAGCCUGGCAAUCCUAGUACUUACCGGGGAGCUGACCAGCCCAGCGCAGGGAGGGCAGUUUCUUCCCACUUUUUUCCAGUUGUGAUCAUUAAUCGGGACUGAGUACUUGGCUUAUCUGCCCUUGUGUUGUUUUUUUUAGAAACGGGAGUCCCAGGAGCUGGGAGGAGUGGAAUGAACCGUGAGGGCGUCCCCGGGAAGAGUCCGGAGGAGAUGUACAUCCAGCAGAAAGUGAGAGUUCUCCUCAUGCUUAGGAAGAUGGGAUCAAAUUUGACUGCCAGUGAAGAGGAAUUCUUGCGGACGUAUGCAGGUGUAGUGAAUAGCCAACUUAGCCAGCUUCCUCAGCACUCAAUUGAUCAGGGUGGUGCUGCAGGACUCCUGGUUCCAGCAUUUAUGAUGGGAUACUGGCCCAGAUGGACCAUUGGUCUGACCCAGAAUGACCAUUCUGAUGUUCUUCAAGUGUACACUUUACCAGGUGCUGAGGACGUGGUGAUGGCGUUUUCCAGAUCAGAGACGGAAGACAGAAGGCAGUAAUUAGAGUGUCUGAGCCACACAGAGUUGGAGAAGGCAAUGAGAUUCCUGAAGAUAGAGGAUGGCUGAGCAUUAACAAGUUCCUUUGCCCACCCCUAAUUUUCCAUGGCAGCCCUUGCCCUUUUCCUUUAAAUUUUGCUUCCUUUUGCCCAACUCCCUGAACACAUCUCACAGCCAUCUGUUCCUAUACACUGUUGCUACUCAUCUGGGCUGUGUUAUCAAGGACGAAGUCAGUGAUGCAUUUACACUUGAUUCAAAGGGACAGACUGUUUUUGAUUGGCUAAAGGAAGACAAUUUUUUAAACUUGACCAAUGGAAAUCUUUUAUUGUAGUUCUGAUAUUAUUUUAUAUUUUAAAAUAAGUCACUUGACAUCCUUCUUUUAAAGAAGCUUUUCGAGUUCUGGUUAUAUUUGUGAAUUUGAAGGGGGUUUUGUUGGCUGCAUAGAACUGGAAUUGAAUUGUCAUUGGCUGGUAAUGCUUAUGCUUUUUCUAGACUGCUUGCAGGUAUUUUGCUGACAAUGUUUUUAUUGAAAGUUGAUUUUUUUUUUUUGGUGCAUUGGUUAUUACUUUUCACUUUAUUGACCUGAGGGGGGAAGAAGACAAAUGUUCUUUGCAAUAUUUAUUACACACAUUCACACUCUUGGUUUUUUUUUUUUUUUUUUUUUUUUUUUUUUGAUUGGCUUAAGAACUGUGUUUUUAAUUUGCUAUUAGCUCCAAGGUCUCCCAUGCAAUCAGUUUUUCCAUACUUAUCUGUUCUAUGGCCUCUGGCUCUUUUGGGAGCAUAUGUCAAAAGCAUAUUUACUUUAAUAAGUUGCAGCUAGAAUGUGGCAGUCUGCAGCCCUGCCUCUGAUUUGCUAUGGGCAGUAUCAAUGAACUCCUGCUGAGAAACUUAGCAUUGGGGUGGCUUCUUCUCUUCUGACAGAAGUUGUAGAUUUGCAGGAAUUGCAAGAUGAGAUCUGUGGCUGUGACAUUAAAUUACCAAAUUUGUAUAGCAUAUAAAUGAGUUGUGUAAAAUAGCGCAUUACACACUUUAACCCUUUAAUUGCUGCACAGGAUUUAGUUCUCAAAUAGGGGAACACUACCACCUAUCAACUCACAUCCAUGUUGCACUGGAAUAUAAUGUUGGUUAUCACCUGCAGUAUUAUGUGCAGUAGGGCUCUAGCACCUACAGUAAUUCAGUGAGAUGGAAGUUAACGGUCUCCAGGAUUAGUCAUUUUUUCUGUGGCCAUUGCUCUACUGGUGGCAGUGGGAAUGCACUAAACUGCCCAAUCAUGAGUUUACAUGUGACACUCUCAGAUGUGGGAGAAGAGAUAGGGCCUUCAUCUGCAGUGAAAUUUUAAAAGCAUGCACUCUUCAGGAAUCUGCACAGCAAAUAUUAAAAUCCUGAGGUACCUAGUGCUGCUACCUAAAACCAAGCACUUCAUUCUCUGUUAUGUCAGUGUAUUUUUACAAUACUUCUAGACCCUGUUGUGGGUAGCACUGAUUUAAAAUAUUUCAUCCCUAUUUAAAUAUAAAUCCAUUCACCUGUACCUACUCUGUUUCAUGCGGUUGUUAAUUAUUUGGCAUAACAGCUCAGGAACCUGGCUGUGACUACUUGACUGUUCUCAUGACAUGCAACUAUGACGAUAUUCAAAUCUCAAAAGUGAACAACCCAGGAGAAAUCAUUGGAAUAUGUGUGGGAAAGAGAAGUGGGACUUUAUCUUGAACAAAUAACUAUUGUGUAAAUGGGAACGACUGUAAUUCUAUAAAAAGAUCCUUUUCAAUUACAUCUUUGUAAAGUUUCAAUGUGAAAGUUAAUCUCUUACCUCAGUUGAUUGAGGCUGGAUAACAUUUCCCUGUAUUAAAAUGAAACCAGUAAUGAGCCCAAUUGGUUCUUAUGAUUUGAACUAAGAUGCACUUUGGUGCAAAGGGGGCAUCCCCUAAAGGGUUAAUUUAAGGUGGUACGUGUUUCUGGUGCUGGCUGGAGUGCCAGGCUGGAUUGUAGUGGCCUAUCAUUGUCAAAGCUAACAUGCAUACUCCAUGUGUAUCUAUGGCAUUUCUGAGCUGUUACAUCUUUUUAAGAAGAAAAGUGAAGUGUUUCUGUGGUUUAAUCUUUUGAUUAAAAAUGUAACUGUUGGGGGAAAAUACAGUUUUUAAUAGCUA
Messenger RNA from Pelodiscus sinensis (Chinese soft-shelled turtle), 2786 nucleotides. The record is from RefSeq and is a predicted model, not a curated record. Lineage: Eukaryota; Metazoa; Chordata; Testudines; Trionychidae.